AUGGUCUCAGUUGAUGUAACCUCACCAUUUGCAUACACUACACAGGCUAGACUAUUACUAUGCCAACUAAUAUACGAUACGCUUAGUUCUCGACCUAAGAAAUUCCAGGGAUCGGUGAUCCUUGAUAAUUUCAAAAACCAUCCACUCAUAUGCGACCCAGAGAUGAAAUUGACUGAGGAUCAACUAGUUGAACUUGUCAACAAUAUGAUGAUUGAAAAUAACUUUCUGAAAGAUGAAGAAAGAGAUAGCAAUUUGCCCCAGUCUUUGGAAGAGUAUAAGGAUAGAUUAGAGAUGAUUAUAGAAGCAUGCAAUAUCUAUUUUUUCAAGAGGAUCAAAGAGAUCGAGCAGAGAAUAUCCGAGAAUAAGGAGGCGUUCCAGGAAGAGUAUGACAAGUUGAAAGCCAGCUAG
Brettanomyces nanus is the source of this 408-nucleotide messenger RNA. RefSeq lists its product as uncharacterized. The transcript has a single exon. NCBI's taxonomy places the organism in Eukaryota, Fungi, Ascomycota, Pichiomycetes, Pichiales, Pichiaceae. The coding region runs from base 1 to 408 and encodes 135 amino acids. The record is from RefSeq and is a predicted model, not a curated record.